Molecule: messenger RNA, 1880 nt
Organism: Arabidopsis arenosa
Lineage: Eukaryota; Viridiplantae; Streptophyta; Magnoliopsida; Brassicales; Brassicaceae
Source: the annotation of a GenBank genome assembly
CAAAGAGAGACUAAUCAAACAAACACAUUCACAUUCCUCUUCUUCUCAAAAAAAACAAAUACAUCAAAAUGAUAACUGCAGCUCUACACGAACCUCAGAUUCACAAACCAACCGAUACAUCCGUCGUCUCCGGCGAUGUACUUCCUCCUCCUCCUCCUCCAGCUCCUAUGCCUCGCAUUUUCCGGUCAAAGCUUCCGGACAUUGACAUCCCUAACCACCUACCUCUCCACACUUACUGCUUCGAAAAACUCUCAUCUGUUUCCGACAAGCCUUGUCUCAUUGUUGGCUCCACCGGAAAAAGCUACACCUACGGCGAAACACACCUAAUCUGCCGGAGAGUCGCUUCCGGAUUAUACAAGUUAGGUAUCAGAAAAGGUGACGUCAUCAUGAUCCUUCUCCAAAACUCAGCCGAGUUCGUCUUCUCCUUCAUGGGUGCUUCCAUGAUCGGAGCCGUCUCAACCACCGCAAACCCUUUCUACACUUGUCAAGAGAUUUAUAAACAACUUCAAUCUUCCGGAGCCAAACUCAUAAUCACUCACUCUCAAUACGUCGAUAAACUAAAAACCCUCGGAGAAAACCUAACGGUGAUCACCACCGAUGAACCAACACCGGAGAAUUGUCUACCAUUCUCUACACUCAUCACCGACGACGAGACAAACCCAUUUCAAGAAACCGUAGAUAUCGGCGGUGACGAUGCGGCGGCGCUACCAUUCUCAUCGGGAACAACAGGGUUACCAAAAGGAGUUGUUUUGACACAUAAGAGCUUAAUCACAAGCGUUGCACAACAAGUAGAUGGAGAUAACCCAAAUCUUUACCUCAAAUCAAACGACGUCCUACUCUGCGUUUUACCACUUUUCCAUAUCUACUCUCUGAAUAGUGUCCUCCUCAAUUCACUCCGAUCCGGCGCGACGGUUCUUUUAAUGCAUAAGUUUGAGAUCGGUGCGUUAUUGGAUCUUAUUCAAAGACAUAGAGUGACAAUAGCGGCGCUUGUACCGCCGCUAGUGAUCGCUCUAGCUAAAAACCCGACUGUUAACUCUUAUGAUCUCUCCUCCGUUAGAUUGGUUCUCUCCGGUGCAGCUCCUUUAGGUAAAGAACUUCAAGAUAGUCUUCGUCGCCGUCUCCCUCAAGCCAUCCUUGGCCAGGGAUAUGGUAUGACGGAAGCAGGACCAGUGUUGUCAAUGAGCCUUGGGUUCGCUAAAGAACCGAUGCCGACAAAAUCAGGUUCAUGUGGGACUGUGGUCCGAAACGCAGAGCUUAAAGUGGUUCACCUUGAGACACGUCUCUCUCUUGGUUACAACCAACCUGGUGAGAUUUGUAUCCGCGGUCAACAAAUCAUGAAAGAGUACUUGAACGACCCAGAAGCCACUUCAGCAACAAUUGACGAAGAAGGUUGGCUUCACACAGGAGACAUUGGGUAUGUUGACGAAGAUGAUGAGAUUUUCAUUGUUGAUCGGCUUAAAGAAGUCCCUCCAGCUGAGCUAGAGAGUUUGCUCAUCAACCACCAUUCAAUUGCGGAUGCUGCUGUUGUUCCGCAAAACGAUGAAGUCGCCGGGGAAGUUCCGGUGGCUUUCGUGGUGCGAUCAAAUGGAAAUGAUAUCACUGAAGAAGAUAUCAAAGAAUAUGUUGCCAAACAGGUGGUGUUCUAUAAGAGAUUGCACAAGGUUUUCUUUGUUGCUUCCAUUCCUAAAUCUCCUUCUGGAAAAAUUCUGAGAAAGGACCUCAAAGCUAAACUUUGUUGAAUGUAAUUUUUUUUCUAAAAUAUAUUUCAUUGAUGAUUUAAACGUUCAUUUGUAUCCACAAUACUCGUGUCUUUUUUUAGAUCCUUUGAUGUAAUAGAUGUUGGACACUAAGAGUGUACUUAAGAAACUGAAUUAUUUUGG